AUGAAGCAAUUCAAAAAGCAGUACAUUGUGGGAUGUCGAGAACAAGGAAUUGAACCACACCCAACCAUUGUUAAUCUUCCUGACGAUGAUGAUUGUACUCAGACUUUAAAUUUGGGAGAAUUAACUCUUGGAACUAAGAAUGGUAUUGCUAUCGGACAAGCACUGCAUGGAAACCAAACAUUUACUUACAUCAAUCUAGCAGAAAGCUAUAUGGGCGACUCUGGCGUUGAUUCAGUGUGUCAAGGUUUAAUACAGUCUCGAGUGAUAGAAUCGAUUGAUCUCAGAGGUUCCAAUCUGUAUAGAUCAAGCGGAUUGGCACAACUCAUUAGCAAAACAUUCAGUCUAAGAGAAUUAAAAUGCUUUAAAACCAACAAAUCAAUCCAAACUUUGGAUCUUCGAAACAAUAAGAUUACUCCAGAAGGUGCCAAUGCUCUUGCAAAUGCAAUCAGAGUGAACAACUCCCUGCAGUCGGUUGACUUGAGAUGGAAUUACAUUGGUGUAAGAGGAGGCAAAUACAUUCUUGAAGCCCUUCACGAAAAUUAUAUGAUCACAGAUUUGAAGCUCACUGGUAACGAAGUUGACUUUAAAACGCUUCAAGAAAUUGAUAAAAUUACAAGAAGAAAUUAUGACAUGCAAAUAACCAAACAAAAGGAAACUGAGAUGUCCAGUAGGCUAAAAUCGGAGAUAUCCGAGAUGAGUAACAUUCAAAAUAGACGAAUUGAAACGUUACAAACACAAGUCAUCACACAACAAAAUACUUACUCGAGUCAAAUACGAGGUGCUCACGAACAAAUUUCUGAGCUGGAAAAACAAAAUAUUCGCUUAAUUUCGGACUUGAAAGAAACAAAGGAAAACGAACAACGCUACUAUAGUAAAAUGAAGGAAUUUGAAGAAAAGAUUUUGCUUUUGGAGCAGAAUUUGGCUCAUGAAACAAAGAGCCAUAUUGAAACUAAAAAGAAUUUAAGGGAAUCCACAGACGAAUUGCAAAAGUGCAAAGAGUUGAUCGAUGACUUACAAAAAGAAAAAAGUAGAAAUGAAGCAACGAUCAAAAAGCUCAAUGAACAGUUGACCGUAAAGGAGGAAUUGUUAGUGGGCACCAAUCAAAAACUCUACAGCGCCCAAAACGAUAAAAGCGAGUUGAAUGCUCAGCUUAUUGACACUCAUCGGCAAAUUGAAAUAUUGCAAAGCAGUUUGAGAUCCUUGACCUUAAUUGAGCAAGAAUACAGCAAAAUACGACAAAAGAUUUCAGAAAUGGAAGUGGAAAAGGAGAGAGCUCUCAUUGAUCUCAAGAGCAAGUGCGACGAAGACAAAAUUCACUCAGAGAAGCUCUUUAAUGAAAAGUUACAAUAUGAAAAGGAAAAGUUUAACCAACUGGGAGAAGAACAUGAACGACUGAAGAACAAAUGCAAGCAACUGGAAUCAAACCUCACAAAAGUAAAUGAGAAAAUUCAGCUCAUAGACAGGCAAUUAACAGAUACCACCAAUGAAUCAGAACAAAAAUCUCUUUUGAUUAAUCAAUUACAACUCAAACUAAAAGAUGCAGAUGAACAAACAGUUAAGAGCGCGGAGAAGCUUAAUCAACUCUCACUUAAUCACAAAAAGGAGCUAGAUACUUAUCAAUUUAAGCUGGACUCGAAGGAAACUCAAGUAACUCAAUUGGAAAAAGAAGUGAGGCAGCUGCAAUUGGAAGCAGUAAGGUUGAAGGAGCAGCAGGAUAAAAACUUGUAUACUAUUGAAUCUAGGAUUACUCAAGAACUUAAAUCGAUUAUCAAUGAGUUGAAACGAUAA
This is a messenger RNA of Naegleria lovaniensis, 1788 nucleotides long. RefSeq lists its product as uncharacterized. Gene Ontology annotation, cellular component: centrosome. Bases 1 to 1788 code for a protein of 595 amino acids. The transcript is spliced from 4 exons. Lineage: Eukaryota; Heterolobosea; Eutetramitea; Acrasida; Naegleriidae. Gene Ontology annotation, molecular function: protein binding. The record is from RefSeq and is a predicted model, not a curated record.